GAUGGUAGACAUGAGAAUUCACAAAAAUCUGCAAUCUUAGAAAUGUUACAAUAUGAGAACUGGCAAAUGUAUUUUGCAUUAAACAAUACUCCAGACUUCUUUGAAAAACCAAAAGAAUAUAGGAUGAGAUAA
Funneliformis mosseae is the source of this 132-nucleotide messenger RNA. Lineage: Eukaryota; Fungi; Glomeromycota; Glomeromycetes; Glomerales; Glomeraceae. The record is from the annotation of a GenBank genome assembly.